UGAGUGGCUCAGUUGCAAGCGGUGCGGCGGCGGCCGGCGGGCACCCAGGAUUGGCUUGCUGCGUCCCCCCAGCCGCUGGAUCUUACAGCCCGGGAACUCUCGAAGCACGUCCCGUCGGGCCACCGGCAGACCAUGCCCUCUCUAUGACGGUUACUUGUUAAACUAUCCCUGCAUGCCAGAAGACUGUCCUUGGUUGAGCCAAGGGCUUUUGGGGACUCCAGCCUCUCCCCGGUUUUUCUGUGUGUGUGUGUUCCUCUAGAACUUUCAAAACUGUUUCUCCAAAGGGUUUUGCAGAAACUUAGACUGUUUUCUAAAGCAGAAGCACCUCAGUCCACAGCAGUAGUGAUGGGCAGUGUGCGAACCAACCGCUACAGCAUCGUGUCUUCAGAGGAGGACGGCAUGAAGCUGGCGACCAUGGCCGUUGCCAACGGCUUUGGGAAUGGGAAGAGCAAGGUACACACCAGGCAGCAGUGCAGGAGCCGCUUUGUCAAAAAAGAUGGCCACUGCAACGUCCAGUUCAUUAACGUGGGGGAGAAGGGACAGCGAUACCUGGCAGACAUCUUCACCACUUGCGUGGACAUCCGCUGGAGGUGGAUGCUAGUUAUAUUCUGCCUGACUUUCAUCCUCUCCUGGCUUUUUUUUGGCUGUGUGUUUUGGUUGAUUGCGCUGUUGCAUGGGGAUCUGGAGAACCAAGAAAAUAACAAACCUGUUUGUGUCUCUCAAGUGAGCAGCUUCACUGCAGCCUUUCUGUUCUCCAUCGAGACCCAGACCACGAUUGGCUAUGGCUUCAGGUGUGUCACAGACGAGUGCCCCAUCGCAGUUUUCAUGGUGGUUUUCCAGUCUAUAGUAGGCUGCAUCAUUGAUGCCUUCAUCAUUGGUGCUGUCAUGGCAAAGAUGGCGAAGCCAAAAAAGAGAAACGAAACUCUAGUCUUCAGCCACAAUGCCGUGGUGGCCAUGAGAGAUGGAAAACUGUGCCUGAUGUGGCGUGUUGGAAACCUGAGGAAAAGCCACUUGGUGGAGGCACAUGUGCGAGCACAGCUCCUCAAAUCCCGGAUCACCUCGGAAGGGGAGUACAUCCCUUUGGAUCAAAUAGACAUCAAUGUAGGGUUUGACAGCGGGAUAGACCGCAUAUUCCUGGUCUCCCCAAUUACAAUAGUACAUGAAAUAGAUGAAGACAGUCCUUUGUAUGACUUGAGCAAACAAGACAUGGACAAUGCUGACUUUGAAAUUGUGGUAAUAUUAGAGGGCAUGGUGGAAGCUACUGCCAUGACCACCCAGUGCCGUAGCUCAUAUCUGGCCAAUGAAAUCCUCUGGGGCCACCGCUACGAGCCUGUACUCUUUGAAGAGAAAAACUACUACAAAGUGGACUAUUCAAGGUUCCACAAAACAUAUGAAGUGCCCAACACACCCAUCUGUAGUGCCAGAGACUUAGCAGAAAAGAAAUACAUCCUCUCAAACGCAAACUCCUUUUGCUACGAGAACGAAGUGGCCCUCAGCAAAGAGGAGGACGAGAUUGACACUGGGGUGCCUGAGAGCAUGAGCACAGACACCCACCCCGACAUGGACCACCACAACCAAGCAGGGGUGCCUCUAGAGCCACGGCCGCUACGGCGGGAGUCGGAAAUAUGACUGACAAACUCUUCCUCUCUCUUUUGGUUGAAAGGAAAAAAUAAAAUAAAGAAGCCUAUCGGUCAAAGGCACGUUGACCUGAGAAGUUGGCCCAGAAAAGUCUCCAGACAACGGUACUGUUGAAGAGUGGUGUGAAGGCAACCAGACCUGAGAAACCCAGGCUGGUUUUAGGGCUGUCCUCAGAGGAGGGACGACAGAAAAUGAACUCUAAACACAAAGCACUAAACAUGUCUAAGUAUGAACAGAAGGCACAUAUGUUGUAGAAUAAAUUAUGUAUAUAUUUUUUUACAAAACUUGAACUUGCAGGCAAGCUUUGGUUGGGUUAUUAUUAUUUUUUUUCAACUUUUUCCAGAAUGCUUCUCUCUAGGGAACAAGAAUGUUUUUAAUGGCAUAACAAAGGCAAGGAUCUGCCUUAUUAUUAUUAUUAUAAUUAUUUUUAAAAAAGCUGCUGCUAACUACAUGAACACAAAUGAUUAUUUUUGUUGCAGUGUAGUUUUUAUUUUCUCUUGUGUAACUUAAAAAAAGAAAAAAGAAAAAAAAAAAAGUCAGUGUUGAACUUUUGGGGUUGAAAAGCUUGUGAUCACUUCAGAGAGGCCGAUGUUGCCAGGAAGUCUAAACUCCUUUUGAGGCCAGUAGUUUGAUAGCUAGAAUCAAUUUCUCUUUCCAAUUACAUAAGGGGCAUUAUGUAAUAUUAGGCCAAUUGGUAGCCUCUGGCAAAAUUAUGAUUUUUGGGGGGAGAAUUUCAUUCUCUGUCUAAAGGAAAAAAAGGAAAUAGAAAAGAUGUAUGCAUAGGAAAAGUACUAAGUUAAAACUACCUAAAUGGAUACCAAAGAAAAUGCACAGUUUUGCACAGUGGAGUUUAUUUAAAAAAAAAAAAAAAGAAAAAUGAAAAAAAAAAAGAAAAAAAGAAAAAAAGGAAAAAAACAGGCUGCUUUAAACAAAAAAAAAAUUUCAAACCUCAGACACUUUUUUUGUUUUGAUUUUUUUUUUUUUUUUCAUUUUCUUUUUAAGACCUUUAUUUUGCACCUUAUUCUAAAAGUUUAAGACUCGGAUCUAAAGUGAGGUAGGAGUCCUCCCCUUUCCCCUCUGCCCUUCUAUGGGGAAAUAAAUUUCCUUUCUUUCUUGUAAGGUGAAAUGCAGCUGGGGGAAGUAAACAAGCCAAGGUUUGUCCUCCCCGGCCGCUUGCCCAGCGGUGCCGCAGCAGAAGGUCAGUGUUGGUGCCCACGUUUCCUACUCGGUGUUGGAUCUCAGCCCUGCCCUGGCCUCCUGAAAACUGAGCCAUCCUCUCUGGCUGCCCCCAGCCCUUGGCUGCCCUCCUGGUAGCUCUCAAUCCCCACCAGAGCCCCCUCAGCUGCUGAGCCAGGCGAGGGGCUGGGUGGGCAGGGGGACACAGCCCAGCCCAGCCGUGGAGAAAUCCCUGGGAAGGGGUUUUUGAAGAGGAAGGGAGAGGGGUAAUGGAGAGGAAAAAACCUCCCACUUUUACUACACAGUGCUUGGGAAUGGCACAGGGAUUGUGGCAUUUUGUUUAAAAAAAUGCUUCUCUUCAGCAGGGCCUGGGUAUCAGAAAAAGGAUAUUUUCCAGCUCACUGGGAGAGGGAUGAUCUGGGGAGGAUGAGGCUGCCAAGCAAGGUCCAUCCCCUGCCUCUGCUCCCCACCAAGCACUGAGCAGGCAGUGGAUGAGAUGUGUCACCGAGCUCUGAGCAGACUUGGUCACCUUCUGUGAAGCUCUGGCUCUAUAGAGGUGUUUUGGCUGCUUCACCCAGAAGGCUUUAAAUUCUCUGUGCCUCUGAGAUCAAGGAGAGUGCGAACCUGUGCUCCCUGAGGAGCAGGUGGAGAGAGGUUGUGGUGGGGAUGAGAAUCCUAGUCAACUCUUGCAGUAUUGGAUCACUGUAUGCCAUUAAAAAACAGCUUGUUCUAGGUCUAAUGUCUUCUGCAAAUGGAUAUCUGUGAAGGCCUCUGGCCCCUUCCAGCCCUGCCUAAAAGAAAUGCCUGCAAUGAAAUGGUUUCUGAUAAGAUGGUAUCUACAGUGGGUGGGUUCAAAACUGUGGAAAUUCGACAUUGUGAACAUAGAUUUGGCUACUAGAGAGGGCAGAUGAUGAAGUGCAAGUACUAAGGCUGUACUGGGGUGGGGGGACGUAAAAGAAAGGAAAGGCUGAGCAUAUAGAGGAGAUUUGAUUGCAGUUUCUGGGCCAACAGUAGUGAAGACAACCGAGUGCUGCUAGUGCUGCUAUUGUGAUAUUCUUGUACACAGAAAAUAACUAAACCAAAGAGUAUUCAGUGAAACAGAGGUGCAUGAAAACACGAUGGGAAGGGAUGGAGAAGGGAGGCUGAGUGGGAGAAAGGAAAAUUUUCUCCAGGUCAGCAUCCCCCAGGUGCCCAGUGCUCCCACUAAAUGAUACUUGAGAUAUAUGAGGGAGGGAUGAGAGAUGGGGGAUGGGGAAUGAGGGAUUCAGCUUGUUUCUUUAAAGCAAAAGAAAUUCAGAGAAAAAUAAAUUCCCCUCCCCCCUUAACAUUUCUGGUGCAGAGGUUUCGGGGUUUUUGUUUCGUUUUGUUUUUCAAGUCAGUUUUUCAGAAAUAUUUUUAAAAUGUAAAUUUUAUAAAGUUUAUCAAGUAUUUUCAUAUUUAAAGCCAAAUGUAAAUAGAAGUCUGUAAAGGUGGACAAGGAGAUGAAAAAGAAAAGGCCACAAAGAGUUAAAGUUCUGCUCGGCAGUCUCGGCUAGCUAGUACCUAGAUGCUACCGGUUAGCAUGAUUUUUAGCAAACACUUGCAAGCCUUAUAGGAUUCCUAAUGCUAUGAACUUCUCUUUAUUUAUUUUUAAGCAUGGACUUUUAAUUUGAAACCAUGUUCUAGUUACUGGCAUUUUUAAAAGUUACCGGCUUUCCAAGUGCUAGUCUUGUCGAGGGUGUGCAUUGAGGUAAUUCAUUACACUCUCUGCCACAUUCUUUUUCUUUUCUUUUUUUGACAACCCUUUGUCUUUGCCGAUUGACUCUUACAUUGCAGAAUUGCACUCAGCCUCUGGCUUCUGGAAGCUGCUAGAAAGAGACCUGCAAUGUAGACUCCAUGGUACCCUUCCCUCUUGUCCGUCAUUUCCGUGUUUCUCAACACGCGGUGGUAAGCCUGGGAAAGGACAGACUCUUGUAGCACACUUCUACAGCAGCAAAUUGGGUUAGUCUUUUUUAAAAAAAUGUUAUUUUUAAGGACUGCACAGUGACUGACUGCUUUUCUUCAGUUCCUGAUGAUCUUGGGCCAAGCUGAUGCUUAAUAAGGGGCCCUUAAAACUGACUGAGCUCUACCCGCAGGCUCCAGCAGGCGUUGGUUUGGCCGCUUUAUCCAGGAUGAAGCUGGCUGAAGUGGCUCGCACAGGAGGUUUAUACUGUAUUUUGCUUAGGGUCUGGGGGGGAAUAUGUUAUUUCUGCCCUUCCCUGAAAAUACUUGAAUGAGACACAUUGUCUAAAACAUUAAACUGCGUACAGUGACGAAGAGCAUUUCUGAGGCAGGUGGGGAUGGAUCUCUUCUUUCCUCUGUCUCUUCCGUGCGAGUUGUCCUUGGUUGAGUAGCAAGGGUAGGAAUCAUUACUUAUUAGCUGUGUUUAAUGAUACUCUUUCCCAGCCACAACUUGUGUUGUUAGUUUAGCACUCGCUCCUCUCGGAAAAGGCAAAGGGUCCAGAUGUUUUAUUUGUUCUCUUAGGUCUUCUUUUUCAUAAUGGAUUACAAGGUAAAACUGAGAAGUACUGUAAUGUCUUUAAAUUAUGGCUGCUCACGACCAUUGUAGGAGGGUGCUGCAUAGUUGCCAUCCCACAGCCAACCAGAAACUGAUUUUGUAAUGACUUUUGGCCUGCAGCUAUUGUAAGGUGAACAACCUAGGCAUCUGACAGUUGUCCAUUACUAUUUUCCUGUUUGCAGCCUUUUUGUAUCAAAGUCUUCCUAAUGUACUGCACAAAUUGUGGAUUGUACAGAUUUUUAUAUAUUAUGUCUUAUUUUAUUAUUUCUAAAUAAAAAAAAAAAUUGA
This is a messenger RNA of Apus apus (common swift), 5638 nucleotides long. It is a transcript of the gene KCNJ2, whose product is annotated as potassium inwardly rectifying channel subfamily J member 2. Bases 346 to 1629 code for a protein of 427 amino acids. Gene Ontology annotation, cellular component: plasma membrane. Lineage: Eukaryota; Metazoa; Chordata; Aves; Apodiformes; Apodidae. Gene Ontology annotation, molecular function: inward rectifier potassium channel activity. The transcript has 2 exons. The record is from RefSeq and is a predicted model, not a curated record. Gene Ontology annotation, biological process: regulation of monoatomic ion transmembrane transport; potassium ion import across plasma membrane.